Molecule: messenger RNA, 648 nt
Organism: Exserohilum turcica Et28A
Lineage: Eukaryota; Fungi; Ascomycota; Dothideomycetes; Pleosporales; Pleosporaceae
Exons: 1
Coding region: 1-648 (215 amino acids)
Source: RefSeq, a predicted model, not a curated record
AUGUCAUUCAAAGUUUCGGCCCGCACUUUGGCCCUCGGUGCGACGUGGAAACCAUUUACACUAGACUACAUGGAUAACGCUGCAGUAAUACGCGGCGGCAGAUGCCAGGCCUGCAUUUGCCGUCGACCUGUCACAAGCGACCCCAUCUGCAACCGCUUGACGACUCUGGGCCCGCCUUGGUGUAGCACCAUGUACCUACCAGACGAUGCCAUGCAAAAGCCCAACAUGCAGACGGCCUGCAGCCAGCUAAGCAGAGGCGUAAUAGCGCAAGCGACAAAGCAUUGCGCCGUCAAUGCGCCCCCACAAAACCACCGCUGCCGUCUUGCCAGAGGAGAAGAAGACGUGUUAAUAUGUCCCGUCUGCCGUGCCGCAGCACCAGCCUCGCCAAUCACAAUCCAUGCCAUGCCAACGCAAACAUUCCCUCCUGCUGAUGCUAUCCUUAACCACGGCUCACAGUCUUCUUCUCUUUUGCUUCGCCUCGCUUCUCCUCCCGCCUCCUCGCCUCCUCGCCCGCCAACCUACGCAUGUACAUGUGUAGCAAGCUUUCGUCUACUAGACGUCAAGCUGCACUGGCCUGCCACACGGCCCGUCACUACGGCAAGGGUUGCGCUCCUUACACUGACGAUCCAGAGCCACCAACCGUUCUGA